AUGGAUUGCCCCAACACCAACCCCAAGAGGAGCGAGGUCACGGUGACCUGCCCCUCCGACGACGCAAUCGUGGAGAUCCUCUCGCGCCUCCCCGCCAAGCUUCGCUUCCGGUUCAAGAAAUUCCCCCAGACUCUAGAAGGGUUCUUCUUCGGUGGUAGCCCUUAUGAGAACUAUGGGCAUUUCGUCGAUCUGUUCGGGAGACCCUCGCCCCUCGUCGAUGCUUCGUUCUCGUUCCUCACUGGACUGCCUGAGAUUGAGAAGAUCAACCUUUUGGGUUCCUGCAAUGGGCUCCUGCUCUUCGGGCACAGACGGGUUUCAGACAUGAAUGACUCACUGGGCUAUAUUGUGUGCAACCCUGCGACCGAGCAAUGGGUGGCCGUUCCCAGCUCUGGCUGGACUCCAUCUCCAUUGGACGAUUCGGCCUGCACCUAUUUGAUCUUUGACCCGGCUGUCUCCUCGCACUUUCAGUUGGUCCAGUUCACGCAAGAUGAUGAGGGAGCGAUACUCCAAUUCAGGCGAAAUGCUGAUGAUAAUGAGGUUGAGGGAGUGGCAGAGGUGCGGACCCUACUCAUCUGA
Molecule: messenger RNA, 576 nt
Organism: Setaria italica (foxtail millet)
Lineage: Eukaryota; Viridiplantae; Streptophyta; Magnoliopsida; Poales; Poaceae
Exons: 2
Coding region: 1-576 (191 amino acids)
Source: RefSeq, a predicted model, not a curated record